Molecule: messenger RNA, 774 nt
Organism: Ostreobium quekettii
Lineage: Eukaryota; Viridiplantae; Chlorophyta; Ulvophyceae; Bryopsidales; Ostreobiaceae
Source: the annotation of a GenBank genome assembly
UCUGUGCCGAAGGAGACGGUGAUGGGCCUUUUCAGGGACUUGCGGGGAGUGGUGUCAGCUGCCGGCAAUCGCCGGCCAUAUGGGCUUGUGUUUGACUGGCUGUACCCCGCACACUUCCCGGUGAUCCUCAAAUGCCUGGAGGCUUGGUCUGACACGCCUGACGUGACAACCCCGCUGCUCAAGUUUGUGGCCGAGUUUGUGCAGAACAAGACACAGCGUCUGUCCUUCGAUCUGUCCUCCCCUAAUGGCAUCCUCCUCUUCCGGGAGGUCUCCAAGGUGCUGGUGACACACGGGACUGCCGUGCUGCAGAAGGGGGACGUGCCUGACAUCUACCACCACAAGUACAAGGGGAUCUGGAUAUGCCUGCAGAUCCUGACUCGAGCCCUGGCUGGCAAUUAUGUCAACUUUGGGGUCUUUGGUCUGUACGGCGACAGCGCACUUGAGGACGCUCUCAAAAUAUCUCUGAAGAUGGCUCUUUCCAUUCCCUUGAAUGACAUAAUCGCCUACAAGAAGCUGUCCAAGUCGUUCUAUUCCCUUGUGGACGUCUUGUGUGAGCACCACACCUCCGUGAUCGCCUCCUGUGAGCAGUCUACUUUUGUGUUCCUGAUGACCGCUCUGGAGACAGGCCUCAAGGCCUUGGACGUCACGAUCUCAUCACAGUGCGCUGCGGCGCUUAACCACCUUGCUGCAUACUACUUCCGGCACGUCGUGGCCGCCAUCGACGUCAAUUCGCCUCCGCCGGCGGCCCAGGCACUUGCGGAGCACAUAAGACAG